Messenger RNA from Mycosarcoma maydis (corn smut), 1938 nucleotides. RefSeq lists its product as uncharacterized. The record is from RefSeq and is a predicted model, not a curated record. The transcript has a single exon. The coding region runs from base 1 to 1938 and encodes 645 amino acids. NCBI's taxonomy places the organism in Eukaryota, Fungi, Basidiomycota, Ustilaginomycetes, Ustilaginales.
AUGUCGACAACAUCAUCGAGCAGCAGCGCUAGUCCUCGGCCAAUGCGGCACGAAGUUGAGAUGUAUGCGCAUGCGCUGCGCACUCGUCUUCAGUUUGCUUCGUUCAAGGCACUGAACGGCGUCGGCAAGACAUCUCUCUCGGACCUCACAUCUACUGGCCAAGCUGCCGUACAGCCACUGACACCAAGUCUCGCAUCUAACCAUCAAAUGGUAGAUCAGCCUCAAUCCAGUUCAUCAUCAGCCACCACGCCAGCGCUCUCCCAAGGAGAGUCGCUGCCUUCUUCAUCGCAGUCGUCCACUCGAUCCACUCGAUCUAUCUACCUCGAUAUCUUUGGAACCGAUUUUCGUUCCACUACCACCCCUACUCCUUCGUCCUCAAAAGCGCUGUCUCGAGCUUCAUCGUUUGCUUCCGCUUCAAACGCAUCCAAGCGUCUAUGUUCCUCUUCGAUGUCGACUCGGUCAUUACUGGACAAGGCCGCAUCCUCACCCCAGCUCGGAUCGCCGGAAAGGAAGAACGGUCACUUUGACUGGCACAACAAUCCAACCCCAGCCAUGGUUGCACACGAGACCAAGCUCGCCGCCGAAGAAUCAUUUGCUUUGCCGACGGGGUCGCCCUCCAAACGUCGCAGAGAGGCAAGCUACAAUGCUUCCUCCUCGUCCAACAACCCACUGCUCAACACACCCCGCAGAUCAAGAAUGCAGAGCUGUGGUGGCUUUCUGCCCAAUGGUCACCCGGCAUCCUCGCUCGCCCAAGACCUGGGUCUCACCGCACCACGUACGCCUCGUUCGCGCCAUGCAUCGGGUCGACACGUCUUUGCUAGUCCGCCUCCACCGCUUGCUGGCGGUGACCAAGACCAAGCCGAACGAGACCGCGUCGCGAGCCUACUAGCCGCGUUAGCCGAAGCACGAAAUGGCAACAGUGGUUCCGAUUCCAGUUCCGGCAGUGAUCGACCACACACGCCACCUCUGGCGUCUUCGUCGACGCAUCUGCAGCAGGCGCUGGCGAUCGGAGCUGCCAGUCCAUCGUUGCGACGCAAUGACACACUGGCACGGCCCAACAGCUCGCACAAUCCCAAGAGGCACAAACGCAAUGUUUCGUGGAGUGUCUUGCCCCCGGACUUGCACAAGGCAGACGACAGCAGCAGCAGGGUGGUGAAUGACGCACCGCAGGCUGAAGCAGAAGGCACAGGUGACGACCGGGCUGCAGCGGAUUACCUUUUGUUCCUCGCUUCGUCGCCGUCGCCUUCGUCAAUCAAGAGAUUUAGCGCGGAUGUCGAGACAGUGAGCUCGAACGGUAUUCUCUCGACACCUUCGCAGACAUCGCUGUGGGAUCCAUUUAACAGCAACAGCGGCGGCGGCGGCGAUGGUCGUCGAAGCCGACUGCAGAGUAGCAAUGGUGAGAGCUUUACUGGGCCGAGACACACGAACCUGCCAAUGUCGACUACGCCUCUCACGCCUCCACCGUCGGCGCGCAAACUGGGCAAGCCAUGUUUGUCAGCUAGCUACGAGAGCCAAGGUAUGGUUGGGCUUGGGUUCGAUCAACACACGCUGUGCUCUGCAACGUCGACGGCGACACCUUCGAAACGUGCUGCUAACGCGCUAGAGUAUAUGGAGCGACGGCGUAACUCGGCAGCGCAAGCGUCGCCAUGCACGCCUCCUCGGACGACGUCGCACUUGUCGUACAGAUCAUCGAGGACGAGCAGCGGCUCGUCGAAUCCGGACUCGGGCUCGCGAGGCUUGGCGACCACACCGCCGAAUGCGCCCGGCGCGCCCGGAGGCGAUACCACGUUCCAUUAUGCCGACUUUGUCAAUGUCUCGCCGAGCCCGCAGCCUCCGUCCGCGGGUAGAUUCACCAGUGUCAGCACAUAUCUUGCGCAUGCUGCUACUAGGACCCCCACAAAGAUGAACAGGCACGCGUUCGAGUCCCGACGCACAUGA